Ostertagia ostertagi is the source of this 1623-nucleotide messenger RNA. NCBI's taxonomy places the organism in Eukaryota, Metazoa, Nematoda, Chromadorea, Rhabditida, Trichostrongylidae. The record is from the annotation of a GenBank genome assembly.
AUGCAAGCAGUUUUUGCACUCACCAUAAUACCGCCAGAGAAGGCGCAAAGUGCUGAUCGCUUCAAGGACUCGAAAUUCCGGCGCUCUUUGAAGGAAGCUCUAAUAUUAUCAUUACAUCUUCACUCGCCUUCUGAUGAUCUUAAAGAGGCCAAGGAUGCUCGUCUGGCUCGUGAAUACGAACUGGAGCUCAUUGAAGAACAAGGUCAGGAAGCUGCAAAAGAACAAAUGAAGGAAUGGCCAGCUCCUAGCGAGGAUACGUUGAAAUUAAAACAACAUCUGAAAGCUAUUCAAGAUUCACGGCGUUUUGAUCGGGAUGAAAUGGAACAGAUGUUGCUCGCUGGUGUUGCUUACAGCGAGCUCGACUAUAACGAAAUCAUCUUGGCACGAGAUCUACAGCGUGAAAAAGUCCAAGAAGUUGAAAUGAAGUUGCUAGAAUCGAUUUAUAAUCUCACAACGGUAGCAGGACAGCUUCACCUCGGGCGAGACCGUGCCUUCCGGAAUUAUUUUCUGCUAGAGUGCGUGCCAUGCCUCAUUGUUGAAAAUCCCAUUGAAGCUGACAAUGUUGGAGUUUGUUGUGAAGCAACGCCGGUUGCAGAUUCCAGCGAAUAUGGUAGUGAGGAAGCUACUCGUCAGUUCGUGCUGGGAUGUUCAGGAAAUAUGAACACUUGCUCGGUUCAUGGCGAAGGGCGGAAACGACGGCCAAGGUGGACAUUCGUUGAUUCCCUUGAGAAGGUGGAUAAGAUUGUGACCGCUUGUAAUCCUCGUGGUGUUCGUGAAAUCGACCUCGCUGAGGAAAUCACAUUUUUCCGUCCGCGUAUCGUUGAAGUCAUGGAGAAAGUGGUGAGGAAUCAGGCAAAAUUCGGAACAGAAGAGACGAAGUUAGCCAAUGGUCAGUUCCAAGCACUGUUCAUGGUCGGCCAACCAGAUCCUGCAGAAAUGCAGAGUGGUGUUGAAUGGCCGAUAGAACUACGUGAACUACUCCUGGAUCUAGAAGAGAAGAUGGAGCAGGGAUUACUUGGUCGCCUACCGUCGCAUAUUGAUCGUCAGACUUGGCGUGACGUUCUGUUGGACACGGGAGACAUCACUUCGCUAAUGGAUCGAGACGUUGUCGUGAAAGGUGCUCAAGAUGACGUUGUAUGGACAAAAGAUGAACUGCCACGGCUCACUGAAAUUCAGAAGCUCGCUGUCGCAUUCCUGCAGCUAGUUCAGUGCAUCAGUUUGAAGUUCUUCCAAAAGCCGUUCAGUGUUACUAAAGUUGACGAAACUGGUCGUAGCAUAGUUAUGGCUACACCUGUAUUCCUAAGGUGGCAACGAGCUUUAUUGAUGUGCGACUCCAUACCAGCUGUGUGCCUUUUCUUGUCCACUUUAGAACCAGCUAUCAUGUGGGAUAAAAGCAGAUUGCAAGCGCGCUGCCGUGCGUGUCGUCGUAAGGCAAAUGCGGAAGCGUUGGUGCUUUGCGCAGAUUGUAAUAGGUGCUAUCACUUCCAAUGUGCUCGCCUUGGUGUUGGACCAGCACCUCUGGAUUGGUGCUGUGCUGACUGUAAAGCAAUCCGGCGAAAAAUUGCAGCAGCUGAAAAGCGAAAAGCACAGAAAGGUAAUGUCGGUGUUUUAAAAAGCCAAUGA